This is a messenger RNA of Castor canadensis (American beaver), 1925 nucleotides long. The record is from RefSeq and is a predicted model, not a curated record. Lineage: Eukaryota; Metazoa; Chordata; Mammalia; Rodentia; Castoridae.
AUGCAGCGCUCUACAAAAAGUGGCGUUAUAUUUGGGAAUACAUGUGUGCAACUUCCCAAGAAGUCUGUAGUCCAGAGGAAGAUGACUCCUGGGUUGACUUCUUCCACCGUGUUUGAGUUUGCCCCAAGUUUGGAAGACUUCUGCGAGGGGCAGGCCUAUUUUUCCAGCCUCGCACUUGCCCUCAGACCCCCCUCCCGCAAACACCCCGAGGGCCCUGUUAAAAUGGGAGGUGAAACGGAAGCUCCUCCCGGGGGCCUGGGGAGAGUAGGUGGAGGGCGUGUGAGGCGGUCUUGUGGGCGUCGGAUUGGGGUCUGGGAGCCGCACGAUGGCCUUGGGGAGUGGCGGGCAUGCGGUUCCAAGCACAGGGGCGGGCACAGCGAACUCACUAACGGGGCGUCUCCGGGAGGUCGCGCGAGGUCCGUCGGUUCACGGGCCUUCUUCCUCGCAAAUCCACCCCUGAGCAGACCAACCCCACUUCUCGCCCAAACUUGUGCAGACCAGGGAUUAGGCGGGCGCGGGAGUCGCGGACGCCGACAGGGAAAAAGCCUGAUUCGGCCCAGUCCGGCUGCGGGGCUCCUCCAGCGCCGGGUCGCUUAUACAAAGACGGCGGCAGAGGCUCCGGGGUUUCGGCCCGGCCGGUCGCGGGGCACCCGGAGCAGCCCGACCGCCCCUCACGUCGCAGCAGAAAUGAUGGAAGAAUUGCAUAGCCUGGACCCACGAAGGCAGGAAUUGUUAGAGGCCAGGUUUACUGGAGUUGGUGUUAGUAAGGUGAGUAAAAAGAUGAUGACACUAUUCAUAGUCCAAACACAUUUAAAAAUGAUUGAGAACGAUUUGGGUGGGACAUACUAAUUUACAGUAUGGGACAUUUAGCUCAUGGUUCCAGUGAACUUUCAAAUCGUCCCAGUCAUUCCAGUAGCACAUUUGAAAGUGUUCUAUUUGGGCAUAUAUGUUUCUUUCCCUUCUAGCAUGGGAGAACUUAACUGAGGGGGUUGUUGUAAGGAUACUAACAGGAUGUGUAUCUAGAUUUCAUGCUGUAUUUUGUUAAAACUUCUUAGUCACUCAGAAAAAAGCUACAAGGCAUUGCACGGCUUCAUUACCCUGGGUAUUUGGUAGUUAUUUGGUGGAGUGUUAAAGAAUUCUCUGUGAAGUCUGUCAGUGUUUCAAAUCUGCAGGUCAACAGAUUUCUCCUGAUUGCACCCCCAGGUUGCUUUCUCACUACUGUUUUCCUUCUGGCUCACUGUUUUAUUUUUGUUGUGGGAGUGUAAACUAAGACCAGGCCCCCAUUGUACAGCAGGUGGCAAGUGAAGCACUGUUGUGACUUCCUGUGCUUCUUUUUAUACCUGCUUGUCCACUCUCUGCUAUAAUAGGAUGUACAUUAUGUAUUUAUGCUGUUUUAUUUAAAAGCUUCAUGGAUCCAAGACUGUCAUAAUUACUUGGGUUUGAUACAUGUGAUGUGAAUUUUUUAUCUUUAACCAGUGUAAUACAUUUCUUUCUGUUUUUUUUUUUUUUUAAUUCUUGUCUUAACAAUAGCCUGGUGUGAAUCUUAAGCUUUGGUUAGUUGCUUCUUCAAGGAGAAGGUGUAUGUGAAGGUUUAUAGUUGGAAAACGUGGCUUUAAUGGGUUGGGCAAUUUUAGUUGAGCUAGGAUAACGUGAUAGUUUUUGUUUAUUCUACAAAUACUGAGUUCUUACAGGAGCUCAGUGUAGAAUGCUGCGGAUGGCACCGCAGCGUAGUGCCUCAUACCUGCAGUGUGGAGACAGAUGACACUGUGACGAGAGCUGUAUCAGGGCUGUGACGGGGGGCUGUGGGCACACAGGAUUUAUUACACUUUAGUUCUUUCCUUUUUUCUGGUGCUGGGGUUUGAAUUCAUCCUACACCUUAAGCCACUCCACCAGCCCUUUUUUUGAUGGUUUUUUUCGAGAUGGGA